This is a messenger RNA of Phyllopteryx taeniolatus (common seadragon), 4571 nucleotides long. It is a transcript of the gene ptbp1a, whose product is annotated as polypyrimidine tract binding protein 1a. NCBI's taxonomy places the organism in Eukaryota, Metazoa, Chordata, Actinopteri, Syngnathiformes, Syngnathidae. Gene Ontology annotation, molecular function: mRNA binding. The record is from RefSeq and is a predicted model, not a curated record. Gene Ontology annotation, cellular component: nucleus. The transcript is spliced from 16 exons. Gene Ontology annotation, biological process: regulation of cell differentiation; regulation of RNA splicing; mRNA processing. Bases 696 to 2279 code for a protein of 527 amino acids.
GAGCCACUUUUCCGACGCCGUUUUCACGCGUAAAUCCUCGGCGCGCUCACUUCCACGGCCGCCCGGGCGUCCUCCUCGUCGCGUUUUUGCGUUUCGCUCGCGAAAGUUGUCACUUAAAAUUACUUUUUUUUUUUUUCUCCCUCCCCCUCCUCCUCCUCGGACGGUCACCCAAACAUGCAACAGUUAGCCCGUUAGCCAUAGCUGUUAGCCUUUGCUAGCCGUCGUCAAGUUGUUAAAAAAAUGUAUUUCUUUCAUGUAAAAAAGGCUUUCUUUGAAUCAUGUGAGCGUGUACUACAGUUUGGCAGUAGUUACGUGUUAGGUUAUUUUUUAUUUUUUUUCUUCUUUCGAGCGAGGUAACUUUGGGCAAGGCAGGUCGAGCUAAAGCAACGUGUCUCAUUUCCGCAUUCAUGUUUUUGUGCGAGGAGUCAGGGCCAUGUUGGAAGCAACCGAUGUCUUCGCCACCCGACGUUUGGCCUUGAUUGAAUCACAGACUUUUUUCUUUUUUUUCUUUUCUUUUUUUUAAAACCGCCCGGGGGGGUGGGAGCCAUAUCAAAGCACACCGCCUAGAUGCUGACUUGUACCCUCUGGGAUCCGGCUACGUCCCUGAAAUCGACAGUGUCCAUGACAUAUCAGUUGGCACGAAGAGAGGAUCUGACGAGCUCUUUUCUUCCUGCUUAUCCAACGGGCCCUAUAUCAUGAACUCGGCCAAUGGCAACGACAGCAAAAAAUUCAAGGGUGAUGUCCGCAGUCCCGGUGUUCCGUCACGCGUGGUUCACCUACGCAAGCUGCCCUGCGACAUAAACGAGGCUGAGGUCAUCGGGCUCGGUUUGCCUUUUGGGAAAGUCACCAAUCUGCUGAUGCUGAAAGGGAAAAACCAGGCGUUCCUGGAGUUGAACAGUGAAGAGUGUGCCCAGACCAUGGUGAGCUACUACUUGUCUGUAACCCCCGUCAUCAGGAACCACCCCAUUUACAUGCAGUACUCCACCCACAAAGAGCUGAAGACGGACAACUCCCCCAACCAAGUGCGCGCCCAGGCCGCUCUGCAGGCGGUCAACGCUCUGCACGGCGGCGGCGGGAUCACCGGGAUGGCAAUCGCGGCGGACGCGAGCAGCCUAGCUGGCGGCGGCGCUCAAAGCCCCGUUCUCAGAGUCAUAGUGGAGAACCUGUUCUACCCGGUCACUCUGGACGUACUGCACCAGAUAUUUUCCAAAUUCGGCACAGUGCUGAAGAUCAUCACGUUCACAAAGAACAACCAGUUCCAGGCUCUCAUCCAGUAUGCAGACGCCAUGAUGGCCCACAGCGCCAAAUGUCUGGACGGGCAGAACAUCUACAACGCCUGCUGCACCCUUCGAAUCAGCUUCUCCAAGCUCACCAACCUGAACGUCAAGUACAACAACGACAAGAGCAGAGACUACACUCGGCUGGAUCUGCCCACCGCUGACGCUCAGCCCACCUUGGACCACCAGGCCAUGGCGACUGCCGCGUUUGCUGCUCCAGGUAUAAUAUCCGCCUCUCCGUACGGAGGCGCUCAUGCAUUCUCACCAACCUUUGCCUUCCAGCAAGCAGGUCUUGCGAUGCCCGGCAUCCCCAGCGCCUUGGCGUCUCUGGGCGUCGGGCAUGGCAGCAUGGCGGCGGCAGCCGCCGCCGCCAGUCGCCUCAGCCUGGCCGGGCUCGCUGCCGCCGGCGGACACAACGUCCUGUUGGUCAGCAAUCUGAACCCGGAGAGCGUUACGCCACACUGCCUCUUUAUUCUUUUCGGUGUGUAUGGCGACGUGAUGAGAGUCAAGAUCCUGUUCAAUAAGAAAGAGAAUGCUCUGAUCCAGAUGGCCGAUGGCACCCAGGCUCAGCUAGCCAUUAGCCACCUGAACGGCCAGCGGCUGCAUGGCAGGGCCAUCCGCGUGACUGUGUCCAAGCACACCACGGUCCAGUUGCCGCGAGAAGGCCAGGAGGACCAGGGCCUGACCAAGGACUACAGCAACUCGCCGCUGCAUCGCUUCAAAAAGCCUGGGUCCAAGAACUACUCCAACAUCUUUCCACCUUCCGCCACGCUCCAUCUGUCCAACAUACCGCCUGCUGUGGUGGAAGAAGACCUCAAGAGGCUUUUUGCCAGCUCAGGAGCCACAGUCAAAGCCUUCAAGUUCUUUCAAAACGAUCGCAAGAUGGCCUUGAUCCAGAUGGGCUCGGUCGAGGAGGCCAUCGAGUGCCUGAUUGAGUUCCACAACCACGACCUGGGAGAGAACCACCACCUCAGAGUGUCCUUCUCCAAAUCCACCAUCUGAGUGCCUUCAGCUCCCCUCCCGAAGCUUAUUUACCGUCUAGAUUGCGCCCUAUUCUUCGGGUCGCUCUCGGUGGAAAUUACAGGUUUCACAGCUGUUUCUUUGCAGAAAGUGUCUCCCCUUAAAUGUUAGGUUUGGGUAUCAAAACAGAUUUUCUUCUUUCUUUUUUAUGAUCCCCUUUUAUAUGUAAGAAAAAUGACGUGACGCCGGGUAUGUUAAUCUGAGAAACACCUAUUUGGUUUAUUUUUGUCUGAAAAAAUGGUGCUCGGGUCUCAAAAUGGAAGGUUAGUGAUUUAGGCAAAGCUUCCUUCUAUAUGCAUGUUUUAAGCCUUUUACUUUUAAAGAGCCCAGUGUAAUAACGAAGCGAUACGUUGAUGGUAGAAGCACAAGCAAUUGGGAAUGAAAAGCAGGUCAGCCCACAUCUCAUAUCAGCUCUUUUGGUACCUAAACCUAAAAACUAGCUACGGUCUGCAGUGAAACGGCAACAAAGACACAUUGGAGCUUAAAGUCGAGGCAGCUGAUGACUGUCACUUCAAGACCAAAUUGCUUAAAAUGGCCACCGCCAUCUGUAGCAGACACACUUCAAGCAUUCCUUUAGCGACGUGUGCCUCCCCCGCACACGCACUCGUUCGGCCAUUCGGAAACUGAGGCAAACUCCCAGAUCACAGAACAACUUCUUUUUUGUCUUCUAUUGUUUGCUUCAAGGGAUCUGCACCACUAUCCGUAGUACGCCAUCCGUUCAUCUUUAUCGACUUGACAGUCUUUUGUGCCUUACUACCCCCCCCAAACCUUUCCCAGCCGCCCGCCUUAAGCGUAACUCUGGCUUCAGGGGAAAUCGCGGCUCGUUCUAUUAAAAAAAAAAAAACACAAGUGUUUACCUUCUAAAGAUUUGUGUGCAUAUAUCCCUAUAUAUGUAGAAACAGAAUGUAAGUCAAGAUAGGCGAUGCUAGGCCGUGUAGCGCUCUUAGGUGUUGUCGCAGGCUCAUUUAACCUUACAUUCAUUUAAGUGGACACCUAUACAUAUAUACGUUUCUAUAUUUCAUUUUUUUUUUUUUUUUUUUUUUUUUAUGUUUAGCAUUUAGGUCUUGUAACUGAUGGUGUAGUGGCCAGGUUGCAGUGUUCUAACACACUCCCUUGAGGCCCACACACUUCCUGGUCCAGACCUUUUUCUCUUCUUUUUUUUAUUGCCUUAGUUUACUUCUUUCUCGUCGUCAGGUGUGUUUUUAUUUUUUUGCAAUUGUUGGUGGUAGUUUCCACCCCCCCUCCCCACGCACCUGACUGCUAACAUUCAGUUUGACCACCAAACUCAGGUAAUGGUACCUGUGAGAGGACAGCGGCGAGGUGUCGUUUUUUUCCCCCCCGUUACCCUUUGGCGACUUGCCACAGUCAGGUUCUUUAGUGCACUUUGUUUUUUUUAUACACCCCAUCGCACGCAAUCCAAAAGUCUUAAAACGUCGUCACAUUCCCACAGUGCCUCCAACACUGGUUCUCCACAAGCCUUUGACCACUGUAUAGUCCCGAACCAGAUGCGUGCACACAUUCACUUGUUUUUUUUGUUUUUUUUCUGCGUACGUGUGUCGUCGUCUCUAUUUUUGUACAAGAUUAUGCAUGGUUUAACAAAUGUAGCUACAGACGGUUGUUCUUGUUGUUGAGGACCAAAGUACCUUCUACACCCUGCAGUUUUGUAGUAUUGUUUUCCGCUAGUCCACGCAAUUGAGUUUCCUCCCCCCUUCUAUUCCGCACGUUAGUAUUUCUCUUCGAUGCACGUUAGAUUUUCCCUUCUGUUCCACACACGAGUUAGUUUUCUCUUCUAUUCCACGCAUAUUAGAUUGUUUUCCCUUCUAUUCCACACGUUGUCUCCCGCCCCCCCACCUUCUAUUCCACGCAAACCGAAGGCCUCAGUUGCCUUUCUUCGGAUAUACCUUAGAUGCACAACUUGAGUAGAAAAUUGAUACUGUAUCUGGUGCACUUGCAUUCCCCUCCCCGACGUUGCAAAGCGAGAUGGCUUUAGACUGGUGUCGAUGAUCGCACCAUUGGGUUUUCUUGUUUGCGUUAAAAGCUUUUACGUUUCUCCUUUUUAUACGUGGUGUGGGGGUUGUUGUAUGACGCAGGGCUGACGGUUGUAUAUAUUCAUGUUUUUGUACCACGCAAUCGCCUGGAUUUAUGUUUCAAAACAUGUAUAUUUUGAUAAGACCAGUACAAGACCUAUUAAACAAAAAAAAAGGCUACCCCUUCAUCCGGGAGCUUUAAAAACAACUGUUUGUAACAAAGACAUUAAAACUGGUAUGAACACAA